Vicia faba (fava bean) is the source of this 336-nucleotide messenger RNA. Lineage: Eukaryota; Viridiplantae; Streptophyta; Magnoliopsida; Fabales; Fabaceae. The record is from the annotation of a GenBank genome assembly.
AUGUCUCAGGGAACCCUUGAUGUUUCUCGAUAUUAUAUUGAGUUGAAAUCGUCAUGGGAUGAGUUAGAAAAUUUCCAUCCACUACCUACAUGUAAAUGUGUUAUUCAAUGUUCUUGUGGAGCAGUUCAAUCCUUGAAAACCUUAAGAGACCAGGAUUAUACAAUUAGGUUUCUGAAAGGGCUAAAUGAUGAAUACUCUCAUGUUCAAUCUCAAAUUCUAUUAAUGGAUCAUUUUCUCUCUGUUGCCAAAGCUUUUGCACUCGUCACUCAACAAGAACUUCAAUUUCACAUUUCUGUUAUUGCUGAAACUGAUGGUGAAUCAAAGUCUAACACUUAA